Calypte anna (Anna's hummingbird) is the source of this 6317-nucleotide messenger RNA. RefSeq names its product histone acetyltransferase KAT6B. Lineage: Eukaryota; Metazoa; Chordata; Aves; Apodiformes; Trochilidae. Gene Ontology annotation, biological process: regulation of DNA-templated transcription. Gene Ontology annotation, molecular function: histone acetyltransferase activity. The transcript is spliced from 15 exons. The coding region runs from base 226 to 4926 and encodes 1566 amino acids. The record is from RefSeq and is a predicted model, not a curated record. Gene Ontology annotation, cellular component: MOZ/MORF histone acetyltransferase complex.
GCUGAUCCCAUCCCAAUAUGUAGCUUUUGUUUGGGAACGAAAGAGUCGAAUCGUGAAAAAAAACCAGAAGAGCUGUUGUCUUGUGCAGACUGUGGCAGCAGUGGACAUCCAUCAUGCUUGAAAUUCUGUCCUGAGUUAACUACAAACGUGAAGGCCUUAAGAUGGCAGUGCAUUGAAUGCAAGACGUGCAGUGCAUGUAGGAUCCAAGGCAAAAAUGCAGACAACAUGCUUUUUUGUGACUCCUGUGACAGAGGGUUCCACAUGGAGUGCUGUGACCCACCGCUUUCCCGAAUGCCAAAAGGGAUGUGGAUUUGCCAGGUCUGUAGACCAAAGAAGAAAGGGAGAAAGCUACUUCAUGAGAAAGCUGCCCAAAUCAGACGACGUUAUGCAAAACCUAUUGGAAGACCGAAAAAUAAACUAAAGCAACGAAUGUUGUCUGUAACCAGUGAUGAAGGAUCCGUGAAUGCAUUCACAGGAAGGGGGUCACCUGGUAGGGGUCAAAAGACUAAAGUCUGUACCACACCUUCAUCUGGUCAUGCUGCAUCUGUGAAGGAUUCAAGCAGCAGAUUGCCUGUUACAGACCCCACUCGGCCUGGUGCCACCACCAAAAUCACCACCACCUCCACCUACAUAUCUGCCUCUACACUUAAAGUUAACAAGAAAACCAAAGGGCUCAUUGAUGGCCUUACUAAGUUCUUUACACCAUCACCUGAUGGUCGCAGAUCACGAGGUGAAAUAAUAGACUUUUCAAAGCACUAUCGUCCAAGGAAAAAGGUCUCUCAGAAACAGUCAUGCACUUCUCUUGUGUUGGCUACAGAUACUGAAAUCAAACUAAGCAUCAAACAAGAAAAUACAGAUGUAUUUCUGGUGGGAAGCAAGGACACAGUGACACAGGAGGAUUUGGAAGUAUUUAAGCAGGCUCGAGAACUUUCCCUGGAGAAAAUUGGGUGUAAAAACACUGGUGAAACAAGUGGACGAUACCCUUCAGUUAUUGAGUUUGGAAAAUAUGAGAUCCAGACCUGGUACUCUUCACCUUACCCACAGGAAUAUGCAAGAUUACCAAAGCUUUACCUGUGUGAAUUCUGUCUUAAAUACAUGAAAAGUAAAAACAUUUUGUUAAGGCACUCAAAGAAAUGUGGCUGGUUUCAUCCUCCAGCCAAUGAAAUCUACAGAAGAAAUGAUCUUUCAGUAUUUGAGGUUGAUGGAAACGUGAGCAAAAUUUAUUGUCAGAAUCUUUGCUUAUUAGCUAAGCUCUUUCUGGACCACAAAACUUUGUAUUAUGAUGUUGAACCAUUCCUCUUCUAUGUCCUUACAAAAAAUGAUGAGAAAGGCUGCCAUUUAGUUGGAUAUUUCUCUAAGGAAAAGCUUUGCCAGCAGAAGUACAAUGUCUCCUGCAUAAUGAUUAUGCCCCAAUACCAAAGGCAAGGAUUUGGAAGGUUUCUCAUUGAUUUCAGCUAUUUACUUUCUAGAAGAGAGGGUCAAGCAGGAUCCCCUGAGAAGCCCUUGUCUGAUCUGGGUCGUCUCUCGUACUUGGCUUACUGGAAAAGUGUCAUUUUAGAAUACCUGAACUGCCACCAUGAGAAACAAAUCAGCAUCAAAGGGAUGAGUCGAGCUACUGGAAUGUGUCCACAUGACAUUGCCACAACCCUGCAGCAGCAUAGCAUGAUAGAUAAACGAGAAGAUAGAUUUGUAAUUAUUAGAAGGGAAAAGCUGAUUUCAAGUCAUAUGGAGAAACUGAAAGCGAAUCCACGUAUCAAUGAAGUAGAUCCUGAAAGCUUGAGGUGGACUCCUUUGUUAGUUUCUAAUGCUGCAGUUUCUGAAGAAGAGAGAGAAGCUGAAAAGGAGGCUGAGCGUCUGAUGGAACAAGCUAGCUGCUGGGAAAAGGAAGAGCAAGAAAUAUUCUCCACGAGAACUAAUAGUAGGCAAUCACCUGCAAAAGUACAAUCUAAAAAUAAAUAUUUGCGGUCUCCAGAAAGUGUGGCAGUGAUGGGGGAACGAGGGCAAUCCACAGAGCAGUCCAAGGAGAGCAGUGAGGAGGAUGGUGGAGAUGAAAACCAGCAGAGUUCACCUCCCCGGCUGACAAAGCCACAGUCACUGACCAUGAAAAGAAAGAGACCUUUCAUACUGAAAAAGAAGAGGGGCCGUAAGCGCAGACGGAUCAACAGCAGUGUCACAACAGAGACCAUCUCAGAAACAACAGAGGUGUUGAAUGAGCCCUUUGAUAACUCAGAUGAAGAGCGUCCCAUGCCACAGCUGGAACCUACUUGUGAGAUGGAUGGGGAGGACGAUGACUUGAAGCCUGUGAUUAGAAAACCUUUUGAGUACCAGCCUGGGCAGCAGAAACAGGAGAAGGAGGAGGAGGAAGAGGAGGAGGAAGAAGAGCAGGAGAAGGAGGAGAAGGAUAUUCAUUGUUACAGGAGUGAUGACAAUUGUACAAAUAACACAGAGGAUGUGUCUGUAUUGGAAGAAAGCACUAAAGACAAUCUUGAACCCCUGAAGAGCAAGCAGGGUUGGCCCAAAGGAGUGAAGCGUGGUGCAUCUAAAUGGAGGCAAAGCAAAGAAAGAAAACCUGGCUUUAAGCUUAAUCUCUACACUCCACCUGAGACUCCUAUGGAGCCUGACUAUCAGGUGCUGGUGGAGGAGCAAAAGGAAGUAGCUGAAGACAAACCCUGCUCAGUUCCUGCUCUUAUGGAGGAAGGGAUCAAAGAGCCUGUGGAAGCAUUGCCACCACCAGAUGAUGAGGUGAAAGAGGCAGAACCUGAGCCUCUGCAUCCACCCAGUGAACCCUUUGAAAAGCAAGAAAAUGAUACAAUGAAGGCUGGGGAAGAGGAGAGGAAUGUGGAAGAAGAAGGUGGAGUCGAUUCAAAAGAUGAAGAAAAAGACAAAGGAGAAGAGGUGUUUCUGCAAAAAGAGGAGUCUGUGCAUUUGGAUGAUCAGGAGGAGGAGGAGGAGGAGGAUGAAGAACCUUCUCACAAUGAGGAUCAUGAUGCAGAUGAUGAAGAUGAUAGCCACAUGGGUUCAACAGAAGUGGAGAAAGAGGAACUGCCUGGUGAGGCUUUCAAAGAAAUGCUGGAAACACAGCAAUCUUUUUUAGAAGUAAAUGUUCCAACUGGUAAUUCAAAUCAAGAGGACUUAAUGGAUUGUGGUGUUAACCUUGCAGCUGAUGAGUGUGAAAGGGACCAGAAAGAACUUGCUACGGAUUCAGACCCGGUGCCUGAAUCUGAUGAUGAUCAUGCAGAUAACACCCAGGACCAAAAAGCUGGUGAAGAAUUACAUUCCGAUUUCAAGGGAGAGAGUUCUGAGACCAUGGAGAUCGACUCAGAGACGGUUCAAGCAGUGCAGUCUCUAACUCAAGAAGCAAGUGAGCAUGAAGAUACCUUUCAGGACUGUGCGGAGACUCAAGAGGCCUGCAGAAGUUUGCAAAACUAUGCCCACAAUGACCAAAGUCCCCAGAUGACCACGCUGGAUGACUGCCAGCAGUCUGACCACAGCAGCCCGGUUUCAUCUGUGCACUCUCAUCCCAGCCAGUCAGUCCGUUCUGUUAACAGCCCCAACGUGGCCCCUCUGGAGAACAGCUAUGCUCAGAUCAGCCCGGAUCAAAGUGCCAUUUCCGUGCCGUCCCUCCAGAACAUGGAGACCAGCCCCAUGAUGGACGUCCCCUCUGUUUCUGAUCAUUCCCAGCAAGUGGUGGACAGCGGGUUCAGUGACUUGGGGAGCAUUGAGAGCACGACAGAGAACUACGAAAACCCCAGCAGCUACGACUCGACCAUGGGGAGCAGCAUCUGUGGGAACAGCUCCUCACAGAACAGUUGCUCGUACAGCAGCCUCACGUCCAGCAACCUGACACAGAGUAGCUGUGCAGUGACACAGCAGAUGUCCAGCAUGAACGGAAGCUGCAGUAUGAUGCAACAAACAAACAUCAGCUCCCCCCCUACUUGUAAUGUAAAAUCUCCCCAAGGUUGUGUCGUGGAAAGGCCUCCGAGCAGCAACCAACAGCUGUCCCAGUGCAGCAUGGCCACGAAUUUCACCCCCCCUAUGCAGCUAACAGAGAUCCCAGAGGCUGGCAAUGCCAACCUGGGGUUGUAUGAGAGGAUGGGGCAGAGUGAAUUUGGAGCGGGGCAUUACUCACAGCCAUCUGCCACCUUCAGCCUUGCCAAACUGCAGCAGUUAACUAACACGCUGAUGGAUCAUUCUUUGCCUUACAGCCACUCAGCUGCUGUAACUUCCUAUGCAAACAGUGCCUCUUUGUCCACCCCCUUAAGUAACACAGGGCUGGUUCAGCUUUCUCAGUCUCCACAUGCUGUUCCUGGAGGACCCCAAGCACAGGCUACCAUGACCCCUCCCCCCAACCUCACUCCUCCUCCCAUGAACUUGCCACCUCCCCUUUUGCAGCGGAACAUGACUUCCUCCAACAUUGGAAUCUCCCACACCCAAAGACUGCAGACUCAGAUGGCCAGCAAAGGUCACGUUUCUGUAAGAACCAAAUCCACUCCCCUGCCACCCGCUGCUGCAGCCCACCAGCCCCAGAUUUAUGGGCGUGCUUCACAGACUGUGGCCAUGCAAGGGCCCGGCAGGACCUUAACCAUGCAGCGUGGCAUGAACAUGAGUGUCAACCUGAUGCCAGCCCCAGCUUACAACGUCAAUUCGGUCAACAUGAACAUGAACACCCUCAAUGCCAUGAAUGGUUACAGUAUGUCCCAGCCCAUGAUGAACAGUGGCUAUCACAGCAAUCAUGGGUAUAUGAAUCAAACCCCCCAGUACCCUAUGCAGAUGCAGAUGGGGAUGAUGGGAACUCAGCCAUAUGCACAGCAACCAAUGCAGACAGCACCCCACAGUAACAUGAUGUACACCCCUCCGGGGCAUCAUGGCUACAUGAACACAGGCAUGUCAAAGCAGUCUCUUAAUGGAUCCUACAUGAGGAGGUAGGCCCUCUGGAGGGACAGACUUCCAAACUGGCAUAUCGGAUUGAUCUGCACAAAUACCUUUUUUUGGAGAGUACGAUUUCAAAACCAGCAAUUGGUGUGAAUGCAAAAAACAUUUGUUGGCACCAUUUAAAAGCUGUAUGCAGCAGAAAGCCUUAUACAAGUUUUUCUUUUUUUCUUUAUUUCUUGUUUUGGUUUCUGUUGAUUUUUGGUUUGGUUUUUUUUUUUUAAUUGUCUUUUUUUUUCUUUUCUUUUUUUAACUUUGUGGAAUUUUAACUUUUCUUCGGGGGGGGGGGAUUAGGUGGUUUUCCAUUUCUUUGUUUAUGUCAUUGAGCUUGAAGUUCUCUGGAAAGGAAGAACUCUUUCUAUGAACUGCAAUUACACAGCAGCUGAUGGUUCAGAGCCAUUUUAUGUGCCUGCUCCCAUUAAAAAUGUGGAUAAAUAGACUCCAAAACUAUCAAGACAGUACUGGAUCGUGAGCUUUUCUCUCUCUCUCUCUCUCCUUUCCCCACAUGUAAAUGCCUUUUAGCAGUUCUUUUAUUGUAUUAUUAUUUUGUUUCUGAAGGUGACACUUCCGCAUGCCGCUAAUGUCUUUGUUAGUGACAGUGCAUUUUGUAGUACUGUACAAGUGUUGUGCUUAACAGUAAGCCAUUUCUUAAGUUUUUUGCCUUGAUUAGGUUACCCUGGUUUGAGGGGUAAAAAAAAAACAAAAAACCAGAACUAUAUUUUUGUUAAUUAUGAAACUUGUAAAAAAUAAUAAAAAAAAAAAAAGCUGCAAAAGCUAUUCACAUUUUGGUUAGUUCAGAGGGUUUUAUUGCUGUAUGUUUAGUGUAAAGUUGAGACUCUCUUCCAUUUUUGUGACCAGUUUCUUUGGGCUGGGGUAGGAAAAAAGGCAGCUUUCUGUUUUAUAAAUGCUGUUAUGUUUUUUUUUUUUGUUGAUUGAAACAUCUCAGUGUUUAUUUGUCAAGUUUUGAAACAUUUUCAUAUAUGUCCAAAUACUUGGCAGGAUUUAAAAGAAAAAAAAAAAAGUAGUGGAUUUGGUGUAAAGUUGCUAUUUUAUGGAAAUGCCUCUAACUUUACAUUUUCAUUCCAUCUGUAGAUUUUUCUAUCUUUAUAAAAUAUUGGAGUUAUUUUUUAAGGGAAAAAAAAUAGAGCAGUAGCGUGUGAAUAGCUCAAACUAAGCUUACAGAUCGCAUGUAAAAAGGCAAAAGUUAUUUGUGUCUGUUUAUAUUGCUUACUUUUUUGUAGCCUUUGUACCUGUACAGAGUGACUGUAAGGGCCGAACAGAAGAGGCUUGAUACAUGUAAAAAUAGGACCCAGUGACACUCUUGUAUUUAUCUGUUAUCUUUUUAGUCAGUCACUUAAAAAAAAAAAAAAGAGAAAAACCACAAAAAA